AUGAGAUGUGACCUUAAAUCAGAGUUCUGGUUUUCUGACAAAGCAGCAUUGCUUUCUGUUCAGGUGAAGGCCUAUAAGCCUGUGUCAGAACUUCUAGGAGAUCAGCUGUCCUCCAACAGCAAAGUAACUGAGGAAAUUCUGGAAAUUCAACAACUUAAUUUCAUAUCCAUUCUUCAACUUUUGCAUGUUUGGUGUACUUUUUAUCGUCCAGAACUGGUGCGAGUCUGCUUGGAACAGUCACUGAAGCAACUCCAGCUGGACUAUGUUGACCUGUACCUCAUUCAUUUCCCAAUAGCCAUGAAGCCAGGAGAGAAUUAUUUUCCAAAAGACAAGAAUGGAAAAUUCAUACAUGAUGGGGAUAUCUGUGACACCUGGGAAGCCAUGGAGAAAUGCAAGGAUGCAGGAUUAGCCAAGUCCAUCGGGGUGUCCAACUUUAACUGCAGGCAGCUGGAGAAGAUCCUGAACAAGCCGAGGCUCAAGCACAAGCCUGUGUGCAACCAGGUAGAAUGUCAUCCUUAUCUCAACCAGAGAAAACUUCUGGAUUUCUGCAACUCUAAAGACAUUGUUCUGGUUGCUCAUAGUGCUCUUGGAAGUAACCGUGACAAAGAAUGGGUGGACAAGAGCUGUCCUGUUCUUUUGGAUGAUCCAGUCCUUGGUUCCAUGGCAAAAAAGUACAAGCGAACUCCUGCCCUGAUUGCUCUUCACUACCAGCUGCAACGUGGGGUUGUGGUUCUGGCCAAGAGUUUCAGUGAGAAGAGGAUAAAGGAAAAUAUACAGGUUUUUGAAUUUCAGUUGACUACAGAAGACACGAAAGUCCUAGAUGGCCUGAAUAAAAAUAUCAAAUACAACAGAUGCUAUGGGUGGGUUGGUGUCUCCAUCCCUCUACUGGUGUCCUUAUCUGGAGAUGAUCACUUCUACUUUCAGAUGCCCAAUGUUGGGAAUUUCAGGCUAUGGUCACCCACACUGAACCUUGGAGGCUUCACCAUGCUAGGUCUCUGA
Mastomys coucha (southern multimammate mouse) is the source of this 999-nucleotide messenger RNA. Its product is annotated as estradiol 17 beta-dehydrogenase 5-like. The record is from RefSeq and is a predicted model, not a curated record. Lineage: Eukaryota; Metazoa; Chordata; Mammalia; Rodentia; Muridae. Gene Ontology annotation, biological process: daunorubicin metabolic process; doxorubicin metabolic process; progesterone metabolic process. Gene Ontology annotation, molecular function: bile acid binding; ketosteroid monooxygenase activity; aldose reductase (NADPH) activity. Gene Ontology annotation, cellular component: cytosol.